Molecule: messenger RNA, 1311 nt
Organism: Dovyalis caffra
Lineage: Eukaryota; Viridiplantae; Streptophyta; Magnoliopsida; Malpighiales; Salicaceae
Source: the annotation of a GenBank genome assembly
AUGUACGCAAAGUGUGGAGCUGGCAUGUUAGGAUCAAGGAAAGUAUUUGAAGAGAUUUGUGGGUCAGAUUUGGUUGUUUGGAAUACAAUGAUUUCUGGAUAUGCACAGAAUAAGGAACUAGCUGUGGAGGCUCUUGAAUGUUUUAGACGGAUGCAGCGUGCAGGUUAUCGGCCAGAUGAUUGUAGCUUUGCGUGUGCAAUUAGUGCAUGCUCUAAUUUAUCAUCUCCGUCUCAGGGAAAACAGUUCCAUGCAUUGCAAAUGAAAUCUGAGAUCCCUUCAAAUCAAAUUUCAGUAAAUAAUGCCCUUGUGGCAAUGUAUUCGAAGUGUGGAAACCUUCAAGAUGCAAGACAAUUAUUUCAAAGGAUGCCAGAGCAUAACACUGUGACUUUAAAUUCCAUUAUUGCAGGCUACGCUCAACAUGGGAUUGGAAACGAAUCGCUAAACCUUUUCAAACAGAUGCUUGCGGCUGGUAUUGCUCCUACAAGUAUAACCUUUGUUUCUAUCCUUUCUGCUUGUGCACACACCGGAAGGGUUGAGGAGGGCAAGAAGUAUUUUAAUAUGAUGACAGAUAAGUUUGGGAUCGAACCUGAAGCAGAACAUUAUUCAUGCAUGAUUGAUCUUUUGGGUCGAGCUGGCAAGUUGAGUGAAGCUGAGAGGCUGAUUGAGACCAUGCCCUUUAGCCCUGGAUCUGCAGCUUGGGCUGCACUACUUGGUUCUUGUAGGAAAUAUGGAAAUAUGGAGCUAGCUGAGAAGGCAGCAAGGCAGUUCAUGCAGCUGGAACCUACAAAUGCUGUACCCUAUGUCAUGCUUGCGAGUAUGUAUUCUGGUGCCAGAAGAUGGGAAGAGGCAGCGAGAAUUAGAAAGCUUAUGCGAGAUAGAGGCAUAAGGAAGAAACCAGGCUGUAGUUGGAUUGAAUUAGAGAAUAGGGUGCAUGUGUUUGUUGCUGAAGAUAAUUCACACCCAAUGAUAAAGGAAAUUCACACGUACUUGGAUGAGAUGUGUGUCAAGAUGAAGAGAGCUGGGUAUGUGCCAGAUGUGAGAUGGGCUCUUGUUAAAGACGAUGAAACAGGGGAUCAAGAGAAAGAGAUUAUGUUAGCGCAUCAUAGUGAGAAACUAGCAGUUGCAUUUGGGCUGCUCUUUACAAAAGAUGGGGAGCCUUUACUUGUGGUGAAAAACUUAAGGAUAUGUGGGGAUUGCCACAAUGCAAUCAAACUUAUAUCUGCUAUUUCUGGUAGAAAAAUUACCAUAAGGGAUGCCUAUAGAUUUCAUUGCUUUGAGAAAGGGCUGUGCUCCUGUGGGGAUUAUUGGUGA